Molecule: messenger RNA, 2277 nt
Organism: Bombina bombina (fire-bellied toad)
Lineage: Eukaryota; Metazoa; Chordata; Amphibia; Anura; Bombinatoridae
Product: RNA-binding protein 12B
Exons: 2
Coding region: 112-1974 (620 amino acids)
Biological process (GO): regulation of RNA splicing
Cellular component (GO): nucleoplasm; ribonucleoprotein complex
Molecular function (GO): RNA binding
Source: RefSeq, a predicted model, not a curated record
GUCAGUUGAAGGAAGAAGUUGCAGCCGCCAUCUUACAACAGCAGUAACGUGGUUCGCAAAAGGCGGGUUCUGGGUCAUUAUUUACUAACUUGGAGUGACAUUCUGUUAAGGAUGGAGCAAAUCGUACGCCUACAGGGGCUUCCUAAAGCUGGUACUUCUGGUGAUAUUCGUCGUUUCUUUUCUGGGUUGGCUAUCCCUAAAGGAGGAGUUCAUAUUCUUGGUGGACAACUUGGUGAGGCCUUUGUUAUAUUUCAGUCACCUGAAGAUGCUCAAACUGCCCUCAGGCAAGCAGGAGGAGAUAUAAAAAAUUCAGCUAUUCAGAUUUUCCUAAGUAGCAAGGCAGAAAUGGAGCACACUAUUGACAUUUGGUUUGGUGCUAAAAGACCAGGGCCUGGGUUAGAAAAGGUUAAAAAACCAGUACCCAAAGCUAAAAAUGCAGUUAAAGAAACAAAGCAAUCCAAAGAGGAAGAAAGUGUGUAUUUAUUUUUAGUUGGUCUUCCAUACAGUGUUACAACUGAUGACAUCAGAAAGUUUUUUCAUGGUCUCCAUGUAGUGGAUAUUAUUCUUUUAAAAAAUUCAAAGGGUCUUCUCAAUGGAAAUGGCCUUGUUAAAUUUGGCAGUGUUGAAGAUGCCAAUUCAGGAUUGCUGCGUAAUAAGAAGUACAUUGGUCCUAGAUUUAUUUCCAUAAGGAGAACUAAUGAAGAAAAGUGGAUCAAUUCUGGUGGACUGAGAGAUAAAACGCAUGAUCCUAUUCACGAAGGAAGAGCUCGAUCUCCUAAUCAACAUAAUUAUUCAGAAAAACGUUCCCGAUCCCUAGAAAAACCAGAAGUGUCGCCAAAAAAACUAAACACAGGAUCACUUUCAACUGUUAAACAAUUUUACAUACAUUUAAAAAAUAUACAUUCUUCUGUGGAAAAACAUGACAUUAAAAACAUUUUGGGUGAUCCAGCGAUGUCAGAUUCACAAAUCAAAUUUCUUAAUAAAAAACAAAAUGAAGAUAGUAAAGAGGGAUUUGUUAUGCUUCAAAAUGAGAGCCAAUAUGAGAAAUGUCUGGGUUUAAAUGGAAUUGUUUUAGUUGAUCGUCCACUUUUUAUACUUCCUAUUGCCAGGAAAGCAAUGUUAGAUUUAAUAGAAUCUAGUGAAGCUGAAGCAAUUUCUGAGGAAGAAAAAAAUGCACCUAAGCAUUCUGGCAUAAAAAGAUAUGUAUAUUUAAGGAAUCUUCCUUUUGAUGUAAAUAAAAGAGAAGUUUGGGAGUUUUUUGCUGGCUUACCAGUGAUUGAAGAGGACAUUGUACUGCUAUAUGAUGAUAAAGGAGUGGGUUUGGGAGAAGCUCUGGUAACCUUUCCAUCUGAAGAAGAGGCUAUUGCUGCGGAACGCUUGAACAACCAGAUGUAUUUGGGUACAGAAGUACUGCUGAUGCGUAUUUCAGAGGAAGAAAAGACUGCCUUUAAUUUGAAUAUUUGCCCUCCUGUCCCUUAUAGAGAGCAAAUAAUUCCACCUGCUCGUAGAGAUGACCUUUUGGAAUCCGUACAUCUUCAAGAUCAAGCCAGGCAUUCUUUGUCCGAUUUAUGGUAUCGUUCUGAAGAUUUCAGAUUUCCUCCAUUAGACCCUAGAGGCCCAUACUAUAGGGAUUCUAUGGAAGAUGAGCUCUUUUGGAGAUUCAAUGAAGCAUACAGAAUGAGAUACAGAGAUGAAAUUCCAAGCCAGAGUUUUGUCAGACGAUCAGCUCCUGCAACAAUUCACCUAAAGAAUUUGCAGCCAUCUACAACGGCUGAAGAUAUAUUAAACUUUUUCUAUGGUUAUCGUGUUAUUCCAGAGUCGGUUAUCUUUAGAAUCAUACAAACAAAGAAAAGAGGUCCCUUGGUAAAAGCCACAGUAUGCCUCGAAAGUCAUGAGGAGGCAAUGGCUGCUGUUAGAGAACUCCAAGAUAAACCUAUUGGUGACAGUAAAGUUAGGUUGACGCUUAUACAAUAAAAAAAAAAUUUCAAUGUGAUCUUUCAGACUUGGAUUAAAACUCAUUUGAGUUUUUUAAAUUACUAGGCUGAAUGAUUAAUUUUUUGUGAAUGGCUUCAAACAUUGGGGUGGCUUUAUUUUUUACAGUAACGUAGUUAUGUGAACCUUUCAGUGGAUUGUGAGAAAUGUUCUCAAUUAACAAAUUGUAAAUAAAAGGGUCAGUGCAUUCCUUAUUUUUUUUCCCCUACCUUGUAAACCAUGUAAGUAAUUUGCCUUAUGUCAUUCCUGUCUGUUUGCUGUUCAUGGAUUAAAAUUUGAUUUAUA